UUGAAAGACAUCCGAUCAGCUGCAAACACACACACACACACACACACAGAGGCAGAAGGAGGGAGGGAAAGAGAGCGAGCGAGCGCCACACACAUACACACACACUACGAGGGAACCCCAUCAGCUGGAAGAAUAGAGUAACCUUACAACUCAACACUCAUCUCACGCGCUCAUGCCCAAAAUCAGCAGGACGCGCGCGCCUCCGCUCCGUACAUGAGAACGAGACCCAAAGUAACGCGUCUGUUUCUGAAUCAACAACAAAAGUAGAAGAAGAAAAGAAGCCACAGAGGAGAGCCAGAGCUGGAGAGAAGAGGGGAAGCAUGGAGUAUUUCAUGGUACCAGCUCAGAAGGUGCCCUCCUUGCAACAUUUCAGGAAAACCGAGAAAGAAGUCAUAGGGGGCUUGUGCAGCUUAGCAAACAUUCCCCUCACGCCAGAGACGGCGCGGGACCAGGAGCGGCGCAUUCGGAGGGAAAUCGCCAACAGUAACGAGCGCCGUCGCAUGCAGAGCAUCAACGCUGGCUUCCAGUCCCUGAAAACACUCAUCCCACACAGUGACGGAGAAAAACUCAGCAAGGCUGCCAUCUUACAGCAGACGGCCGAAUACAUCUUUUCUCUGGAGCAGGAGAAGACGCGACUGCUGCAACAAAACACCCAACUCAAACGCUACAUACAGAAGGAGUUCAGCGGCUCGUCCCCGAAGAGGAGGCGUGCGGAGGAGAAGGACGAAGGCAUCGGCUCUCCAGAUAUCCUGGAGGAGGAGAAGGUGGAGGAUCUGCGGAGAGAGAUGAUCGAGCUCCGACAGCAGCUGGAUAAAGAGCGCUCCGUUCGCAUGAUGCUGGAAGAGCAGAUCCGCUCACUGGAUGCUCACUUGUACCCUGAAAAGCUAAAGGUGAUUGCACAGCAGGUCCAGGAACAGCAUGUGCAGACACAAACCCUGCUCCGUCUUCAGCAGCAGCAGCAACAGGAACAGCUGGGAAAAGAGUCCAGCACUCCUGCACGCAGCCCGCUGGUGUUUUCUCCUGCCACGCCGCCUGCGCCCACUCAACACGCCACAGUAAUUGUUCCUGCCCCAGCGCCGCCUCCGCCACCCCAUCAUGUCACCGUGGUAACCAUGUGCCCCGCCUCCGUGAUCAACACAGCAUCCACAUCACGACAGAACUUGGACACCAUUGUGCAGGCUAUUCAGCACAUCGAAGGCACGCAGGACAGGCUGGCGGUGCCCGAGGAGGAAAAGCGUCGUGCGGUCAUCGUCACCCCGGGACGAGUCCUGACAGACACCGGCGACUCCGAUACCGCCUCCGACAACGAAGGAUCUGAGGACUGUUAACUGCCCGGCUCGCCUCCGCCCUCUUAUCCGCCCUCCAUGUGUGUACCAGGGGGUGCGCAGCAGGGCGGCGGGGUCCGUAGGGAAGGGUCUCCUGCAGAAAUACUCUCUCUCUCUCUUUCUCUCUCCUCCUGUCUUCUUCACACUCGCAUACGGGACUCACAGACUCAAUGACUUGAAGGUUUCUUGGGGGGAUAAAAAAAAUGUUUAAAAAAGAAAACAUUGAGGGGAUUAAAUAAAAGGAAAUGUUACAGGAAAUGUGCCGCAGACAGAACGAGCACGCUUAUGUAUACUCACACCGUACUCCAUAGCACUCUGGUCACUUGUUAAUACAUUCAUAUUACACAGCUCUCAUUCAUACUCAUCUGUUAAAAUUGUGUUCAGUUUCGCCAACACACGCUCCUAGGUAGGCGAUUUUUGUGAGGGGAAUCACGAAAAAUCGCUGUCUGAAUCUGCUAUGGGCCUUUAAGGCCUUUCACUUCCUGUUUUCACUUCCUGCCCAUAAGAGGGCAUUAGAGUGUUCUGAUUGGAGGAUUCCCAUUCCUGUUCCUUGCGCUACAAGACGUCUCAUCUCUCUCAAAAACAACCCCUUUGCCCCGGGCUCUCUCACUCUCUCUCCGCUUCCCCGCCCCGUCAUAUUUCUCUUUCUGUUCUGGGGAGGCUUGAAGCAUCACUGUGAGCCAAUGAGACUUCAGAAACCUGUUCCACACCACGGCUUCCGGAUACUUUAGAGGAAAUGUUACCUUUUUGUUUUUCACUUUUUUUCGUUUGCAGACAUGCUCCCAUUUGCCGACAGGCGCCGAUAGCUGGAUAAAGACCGCCGUUGCUUAAUGGGGCUUUGUGUCAUGCACACUUUGUAAAUAACGCAAAGAGAGACGAGGGGGAACUUAGUGCACUUAUUGUCGCUCGCCUUUACUGGGCUGGGUUCCCAGUACGCACACUUGUGCAAGGUGAAGCACUCCCUCCGUCACCAUAAACGCCCCCCCAGUCCUGUCCUAAAAAAAAUUCUGGCUGAUUUUUUUUCUCAUGUUCUUUGUGUGUAAAAUGGAAUAAGCUAAAUGGCAGGUACGUCUACCUGCAAGUAAAUUUGUAUUUUUUUUUUUUUUGUUAGCACACUUGCUAAUAGAAGCGUAAAGUUCUGUUCUUUGUAAAGAAAGUGUGGAAAUAGCACUACCAGGGUUGUCAAGGCCCGAUUUAAGCCUAUGCAGCUCUUUUGGUUCUCGCCCCCUGCAGAAUGAACUUUGCGACCCUUCUCCCAAAAAUGUUGUCUUGUCCGUUUUGUCCUGUCAAGCGCACAUUUGUGGCGUUUCGUGAUGUUUACGGUUGCACCAAGGAGUGGCUGGCCUAUAAUCUCGCGCUCUAUGCACUCGCUGGUCCACUCCGCUCAUUUUGAAUGUUUUGUUUUGUCUGUAAUUUUCGACGUACGACUUGUACAUUCGUACACCCUGCAGAUAAUCACACGGAUGGCGAUGUGGUGCUACUCCUGCUUGGGCUUGCCGGAAAAAAGCUAGAGAUGUCCAGUCCUAUAGGUGCACAGUCCUGCAGAGCUUAACUCCAACUAUAAACACCCGAGCAAAGGUAAUCAAUUGAUGCUAAAUAAUGCAGGAGUUGCUCCUUUGGGAUUUUUAAAGCAAUCGUUCACCCCAAAACUGAAAAUUGUGGUGUUUAUUCACUAGUUUCUUUCUUCCGUUGAGCACAAAAGAUAUUCUGAAGACUUCCUGAAACUGGUAGCUACUGACGAACAAAUUUGUUUCUCCUACCAUGAAUGUUAACGCUUACAAGUUUUCAGCUUUUUCUUCAGGAUAUCUGUUAUUGUGCUUGAUGGAGAGUAAAUAGCUGUGUCGUCACGAUACUGCAAUUUUAAAAUAAAAAUUUUAAAGCAACAAUAAUUGUUUGAAAGCCGCGUAGAUCAGUCGAUCCAUCAGCAGAUCACUUGUAUGUCAGCUCAUAGACGUACCAGGCUUUAAAACAAUCCAUUUCCAGCUAACAUUUGUGUGCAUUCUUAAACAGCUAAAGUGCAAACGCACCGCUAAUUGUUUGAAAGCAGCGUAGAUCAGUCGAUCCAUCAGCAGAUCGCUCAUAUGUCAGCUCAUCGACUGACUAGCUAAUCUUCAUACCUUCUCUGUUUCUGUGUGUGCACUCUGUGAACAGCGGUGAACGUCACAGCCAAUUACAGUCCUUUCUGUUGAGCAUGUGAACACAAUGGCCAAUCAUUUGUGUUUAGUAAUGCAGUUAAAUGUUAGCUGAAAAUUGACAUUUCUUUAAAAUUUCAGUACUGCUUGGUAUCGAAAUGCCAGUAUUGUGAGUCGUGACGUUUUGGGUGAACAAUGCCUUUAAGACAAAAAUCUCAAACCCAAUUCCUUGAGAGCCAAGCUCCGCACAGUUUUGCUCCAACCCUAAUUAAACACUUGUUAAAUCUAGUAGUCUCGAACACCUUGAUUAAUUGGAUCAGCUGUGUUUGAUUAGGGUUGGAGGAAAAACUGCAGAGCUGCGGCCCUCCAGCAAUUGAGAUCGAGACUGUGCUCUGUUUCUCAACCACAUUCCUGGAGGACCACCGGCUCUGCACAUUUUCCAUGUCUCCUUAACCAAACACCCCUGAUUCAGAUCAGCAGCUCAUUAGCAGAGACUAAAAGACCUGUAAUGGGUGUGACUGACAAAGGUGACAUCCGAAACCUGCAGUGCUGGCGGUGCUCCAUCAACGAGGUUGAGAAACACUGCUCUAAGACACCUCUUGGAUAAGCCAUGCGAAACUGUGAGCUCCUCAUACCCCUGGUGGGAUUGAGAGACGGAGCGUGUAUAUAUCCCGUGCCAGUGGCUUGCCUUAACACAGCUUCGAUGUGCGCAGUGAGGCACAGAGGCCUGCCUUAAACUAGCCCUGAAGGUGGCGCUAGAGAGCGAGGCCGGACGGCAGCGGUAAGGCAUGGUGCAUCACAGUCAUCGUCAUCUCCAGUCGCAUCUCCAAACAUUCCAGAAAAGUCUGUUGUUGUUGUUUUGUGUUGCCGGUCAUGCAGCCGGCACGAUUUGGCCAUAGUCGAAAGUGUCUUGUUUUUAUUCGCAUUAGGCUGAAAUCUUCGAGAGCGUGCAUGUCCCUAAUCAAUUUCCAAAUUAUUACAGGGAAUCUUUUUGCUGCUGGACAGAUUGUGUGUUGUUGUUUUUUCCCUUCUGGAUUUAUCAGGUGCUGUCAGCACGCUGGCUCUGUGGAUUUUGUCAUUUGUAUUUGGCUUUCAGAAGAACGUUCAAGUCUAAUAUUGGUCGUUUUUUCCGUUUUGUUUGUUCAUUGCGCUUUUCUAUUCGGAUAAUGGUUUGCUUGGGUCAUAGAAACGAGUGUCUCGUUUGUUUUCCAUGUUCGGUCUGUAAAAACGGUUUGCGAGAAAAAAGGUUUUUUGGUCCUCCCGUUUGAACAUUUCCUCUACAGAAGCCACAGGGUGUGUAUUUUUUUUGUGUAUUUUCUACUCCCAGAAGAAAUCACUGUAAGAAAUCCUGAGGACAUAUCAGAGGUUGGGUUGUGUGUCGAGGGGGAAUGGCGGACGAUUUUAUGAACCUGAAGCACUUACUGUAGUACAACGAGGAGCCACUCUUGUUUUCGUAGAGAUGCUCUCCUCGACCGAAGCUCUUCUCGCUGUGAUUUUUGAACCACACGGCUGUGUUUAACCCUCAGCGUUUUGUCCUGGCGCACACACACACAAACACACACACACACACACACCACACGUCCUCUGGCCGUCUCUGCAGUCUCCAGACUUUGUCCUGUCUCUCAUCUUCUCCCUCUCUUAUCGUCUGUCAUCUCUUGAUUUUUGUUUCGUUUCUGUUUUUGUCUUUUUUUUUUCUUUAUGUGGGACAGUCAGUCCAAUUGGUUGUUGAGAAACUAUUGUAUUUUUUUUUAACUGGGGAAAAGAGGCUUGUGCCUUUGUAAAAACAGAAUAAUAAAGUUUGUACUUUGUUUUUUACAACUU
Danio rerio (zebrafish) is the source of this 5278-nucleotide messenger RNA. The record is from RefSeq and is a predicted model, not a curated record. NCBI's taxonomy places the organism in Eukaryota, Metazoa, Chordata, Actinopteri, Cypriniformes, Danionidae.